AUGCGCGGCAAAACUUUGACAUUUUUCUUUUUAAUUUUCUGCAAUGUAUUUGGUAAUUGCAAAGGAAAUGAAAGUAAAAACGAACCGCGGGGCAUUAUUUCGGCAUUGGAAGAAAAAUUAGAAUUAAAAUUACAAGAAUAUGUUAUUUAUGCUACUAAAUGGCUAGAAGGUCUUAAUGAUAAAUAUUUAGGCGAUACUGAAGUGGGAAGAUUAAUCCAUUAUUAUGAAAUGAAACCAAAACUCGACGUUUCUGAACAACAAAACCGCGGCAUUAAAAAGAUUUCGAUGAGCAUGUUGCCCCUCAUCUUCCACGUGGGAGCCACCUCGACGUGGAUGCUGAUUACCUCCCUCAUGGCUGCCAAGUCUGUAGCCAUUGGUAUUGCUCUCCUGGUGUUCAAGAUCGCUGUCAGCUCUGCUAAGGUGGCGUCAUUCUUCACGACACUGAAGGCCAAGAACUCGGGCCAUCACCACGACUGGUCUUGGACCCCUCAUCACGAGCACCACGGUCCACCGAGUCACGAUUGGACAUCCUACAGCCCAGAGUGGUCAGGAGACACGGCGCACUACAAGACAAUUGAGAGCGACGAGCUCGAGCUCCACCAUGCCCAGGAUAAGAGCCAUUCGUGA
This is a messenger RNA of Parnassius mnemosyne (clouded apollo), 627 nucleotides long. The record is from the annotation of a GenBank genome assembly. Lineage: Eukaryota; Metazoa; Arthropoda; Insecta; Lepidoptera; Papilionidae.